AAGAGCUUCUCCUUGCUCCCGCCAUGGCCUCGCAGAACGAUCCUGGCACUGUCGCCUGCGCCCCCAGCAAGGCGGCUGAACCCAGCGGGGGCGCUACCUGGGGCUCCGUGCGCAGCAGGCUGCAACAGGAGCUGAUGACACCGAUGAUGUCUGGAGACCACGGCAUCUCUGCCUUCCCGGAGUCGGACAAUCUCAUCUAUGGCGUGGCUGGGACGGUCUACGAGGACCUGAGGUACAAGCUCUCCUUGGAAUUCCCCAGCAGGUACCCCUACAACACUCCCACCAUCAAGUUCCUCACCCCCUGCUACCACCCCAACGUGGACUUGCAGGGCAACAUUUGCUUGGACACCCUGAAGGACCAGUGGUCGGCUCUCUACGACAUCUGGACCAUUUUGCUCUCCAUCCAGAGCUUGCUGGGAGAGCCAAACAUGGAAAGUCCUUUGAACAGAGGCUGCCGAGCUGUGGAAGAACCAAGCAGCCUAGAAAAAAACACCUCCAUGAAUCCUACCAAAAACAUAUGAAGAGCCAGGAUACCUGAUGUCCUUCCCAGCCAUGGACCACUUUGCCUGGGUGGGGAGGGGUGGGGUCUCUUCCCUCUUCUGUUUCAUCCUUGUAUUUUCUGUGCGUCGCCUCUAUUGUAUUAUAGGUCAUUUUAAAGGUUAUUUGGCUUUUCCCCCC
This is a messenger RNA of Notechis scutatus (mainland tiger snake), 678 nucleotides long. NCBI's taxonomy places the organism in Eukaryota, Metazoa, Chordata, Lepidosauria, Squamata, Elapidae. The record is from RefSeq and is a predicted model, not a curated record.